This is a messenger RNA of Fragaria vesca subsp. vesca, 1489 nucleotides long. RefSeq lists its product as uncharacterized. The transcript is spliced from 7 exons. NCBI's taxonomy places the organism in Eukaryota, Viridiplantae, Streptophyta, Magnoliopsida, Rosales, Rosaceae. The record is from RefSeq and is a predicted model, not a curated record. Bases 2 to 1489 code for a protein of 495 amino acids. Gene Ontology annotation, biological process: auxin-activated signaling pathway; leaf vascular tissue pattern formation; phloem or xylem histogenesis.
AAUGGAAGAAACACUCCCAAUGCUAAGCUCUCGCCGGCCGGAGCAGACUCCGGUGGGGCUUGACAACCUCCCCAAAAGCCCAAGAGUCCCAAUGGAGUUUCUCUCAAGGUCUUGGAGUGCUUCUGCCCUUGAAGUUUCCAAAGCUCUGUCUCAAGCCCCUCCUCUGCCUCCAUGCAUGAACUCCAAGUCCACCCUCAGCUCUUCUUCUUGCACCACCACCACAACAGCUUCUAUACCCGAAGAUGUCGCCGGAGAAUCUGAAGAAGUGACUCCAGUUCUGUCCGGGAAUCAGUUCUACUUUGCUACCUCUGCUACUUCUCAGCUAGUCCUUGACCGCAUUAUGUCACAGUCCAUGAGAGAGGAAGUGUCACCAUUAACAUCAGGGAGGCUUUCACACAGCUCUGGACCAUUGAACGCCGGAGGCUCAUUUGAGACAGACAGCCCUCCGGUUUCUCCAUCGGAGGAGUUCGACGACGUCGUUAAGUUCUUUCGCAACCACAACAGCAUAAACCAGUUGUUCAACAACGGCAGCCGAAGCAGCGCUGCGAAUGUCAGUAGUACCCCUGCUACCGGGGGAGCUAAGACAGUUGGGAGGUGGUUGAAGGAUCGAAAGGAGAAGAAAAAGGAGGAGACGAGAGUCCACAAUGCCCAAGUUCACGCUGCAGUUUCAGUGGCCGCAGUGGCUGCAGCUGUAGCUGCCAUUGCUGCAGCCACAGCCGCUUCGUCUUCAACCUCAUCAAGAAAGAACAACGAACAAGCGGCCAAGACAGACAUGGCUGUGGCAUCUGCUGCUACAUUGGUAGCUGCACAGUGUGCUGAGGCUGCAGAGGCUAUGGGAGCUGAGCAUGACCAUCUUACAUCUAUGGUUAGCUCUGCAGUCAAUGUUCGCUCUCAUGAUGAUAUUACCACUCUCACUGCUGCUGCUGCAACAGCUUUAAGAGGAGCAGCAACACUCAAGGCAAGGGCAAUGAAGGAGGUCUGGAACAUAGCAGCGGUGAUACCAGUGGAAAAAGGAAUGGGAAUUGGGGUCUGUGGUAAAGGCAACAACAACAACAGCAAUAGCAGCUUUAGUAGUAGUGAAGAGCUUGUCCCUGCUCCUAACACUUUUCUUGGGGCCUCUAAUCAAGACCUGCUUGCUAGGGGAACUGAACUUCUCAAACGCACCCGAAAAGGUGAUCUUCACUGGAAAGUAGUUUCUGUUUAUAUUCAUCGAACAGGCCAGGUGAUGCUGAAAAUGAAGAGCAAACAUGUUGCAGGAACAUUCACCAAAAAGAAAAAGAAUGUUGUUUUGGAGGUGUGCAAGAACAUGCCGGCAUGGCCCGGAAGGCACUUGUUCGAUGGUGGAGAGCAGCGUCGUUACUUUGGGCUGAAAACAGAAUCGCGAGGAGUCGUGGAGUUUGAGUGCAAGAAUCAGAGGGAACAUGACGUCUGGACUCAUGGAGUUUCAAGGCUGCUCUCUAUUGUAGCCGAGAGAAAGAACGUGCAUUAA